AUGGACGCCCUGGUGGAGCUGCCGUCGGGCGCACGCUGCGCGGGGCUCGCGUUCUUUGGGUGGGCGCUGCCAGCGCUCGGCGCCGUGCUCCUGCUGCUCCGGCGGUGGCUGUGGUGCAGCUGCCAUGUGUGCCGGGCCUACCUGACCGGGUCGUGGAGGAGGGACUUCACCAACCUCGGCAAGUGGUACGCGCACCUGCUCCGCCGCUCGCCGACGGGCACCGUCCACGUCCACGUCUUCGGCUGCACCAUCACGGCCAACCCGGCCAACGUCGAGUACAUGCUCAAGACCCGCUUCGACAACUUUCCCAAGGGGAAGCCCUUCACCGCGCUCCUCGGCAUCUUCAACGUCGAUGGCGACAUGUGGCGCCACCAGCGGAAGGUGGCCAGCCUCGAGCUCGGCAGCGUCUCCGUGCAGUCCUACGCGUUCAAGAUCGUCGCCCAGGAGGUGGAGACGCGGCUCAUGCCGGUGCUGUCCGACGGCGCCGACAGAGGCACGGUGCUCGACCUGCAGGACGAGUUCCGGCGGUUCUGUUAG
This is a messenger RNA of Oryza brachyantha (malo sina), 537 nucleotides long. RefSeq names its product cytochrome P450 94C1-like. Gene Ontology annotation, molecular function: oxidoreductase activity, acting on paired donors, with incorporation or reduction of molecular oxygen; monooxygenase activity; heme binding. The transcript has a single exon. The record is from RefSeq and is a predicted model, not a curated record. Lineage: Eukaryota; Viridiplantae; Streptophyta; Magnoliopsida; Poales; Poaceae. Bases 1 to 537 code for a protein of 178 amino acids.